Messenger RNA from Oncorhynchus kisutch (coho salmon), 1160 nucleotides. RefSeq names its product zinc finger protein 239-like. The record is from RefSeq and is a predicted model, not a curated record. The coding region runs from base 90 to 1025 and encodes 311 amino acids. The transcript is spliced from 3 exons. Lineage: Eukaryota; Metazoa; Chordata; Actinopteri; Salmoniformes; Salmonidae.
GACAUGACUAUGGUGGAUCCUCUGGGGAGCCUCAACAACAUCCUGAUGCUGACAAGGCAGAGAAGAGUCUCUCCAGAUCAGAACACCAGAUGGACAACGCUAGCCCUUCCUCCCUCCCAGAGUCCCUGUGUCAUGCCUCUCCCGGUAGCACCUUACUGCUGGGUAUGAAGAGGUUGUCUGUGCUGCUGGUGGACUGCAGGAAAACAAUGGGGCUGAGUGGAACUGUGAGAGGAGGAGAAGAGAAGAAAGGAUCAGAUUUGACUUAUCAAAGAGGAAAACCGAACUUGGAGGAACCAGCGACGUCCAAACCAGCAAGACGACACCUCUGCUCCCAUUGUGGAAAAAGUUUUAACCAGUUAGUUAGCUUGAAAAGACAUGAGAGGGUACACAUAGGAGCAAAGCCACACCAUUGCUCCCAGUGUGGAAAGAGUUUUAAGCGGUUAGACACGCUCAAAGCUCAUGAGAGAACACACACAGGGGAGAAGCCAUACUAUUGCGCCCAGUGUGGAAAAGGUUUUACCCAAUUAGGAAGCCUGAAAGAACACACGAGACUGCACACAGGGGAGAAGCCUUACCACUGCUCCCAGUGUGGAAAGAGUUUUAACCAGUCGGGAAGCCUGAAAGCUCACGAGCGAACCCACACAGGGGAGAAGCCUUACCACUGCUCCCAGUGUGCAAAGCGUUUUAUCCAAUUAGGAAGCCUGAAAGAACACACGAGACUGCACACAGGGGAGAAGCCUUACCACUGCUCCCAGUGUGCAAAGCGUUUUACCCAUUUAGGAAACCUGAAAGAACACAUGAGGCUGCAUACAGGGGAGAAGCCUUACCACUGCUUCUGGUGUUCAAAGUGCUUUACCCAUUUAGGAAACCUGAAAGCUCAUGAGCGAAUACACACAGGGGAGAAGCCUUACCGCUGCUCCCACUGUGGAAAGCAUUUUAACUAUUCAGGAAAGCUGAAAGAACACAUGGGACUGCACACAGGGGAGAAGCCUUACAAGCUGGCUUCCACCUGCGUCCUUGUAUGAAUAAAGUCCCUCCCAGGAACAGAAAACUAUAAAGAUAUGUGCUCAUCACCCAAUGCUUCAGGAAUUCAGACUGUCUACACUGCGCUGUGUAAUUGUUAUUCUCUCUGAGCUCAGAAAUAAAGAAUCUUGGUUUGA